CUGAUCAUGCAUGACAUCUUCAAGCAUCUGUGAGUGGGGUGUUGUAUUUAACUGUUGUCUAAAUUUGACAUUUGUUUUUUUUUCCUGCAUUAACUCUUGACUUUAAUUCUAAUCCCAAAAAGUGAGAAAUAAAAUGGAAAAGCGGAUGCUUCAAAGUCGACUUAUAAAUUUCGCUUCUAAAGACUAUGGCACAAAGAUAUGCUCAACUGCUUUAACAGUAGAUGGAUGUGAAAUUGAGAAUCUAAUAAACCAAUCACACAGCUCUUUUUACUGUUCAAAAUAUUUUAUGUCCGAAUAUUACAUCAAAUGUCCAGUAGAGAUAGUGAUGACUUUUCCUUGCCUCAUUGAUAUAUCGGCUGUUUGCGUAGAACCAAAAGUAUUAAGUCACCAGUCGAAAUGCAUCGAGGUGUUCACCGUCAUGGAAAGAUACAAAAGUACUUUUUUAGUUACUACAAAUUCACAAAAUAAUAAGUUAAAAGAAAUGAUUAGAAAAAGACCAGGCAUACAAACUGAAAAGAAUCAUUUGGAAUACCCCUGCACAUAUGUAAACGAUUUCACUAAGCCUGAAGUACGGCAAAGUAAAAAACCCUUUUUAAAUUUUGCUGGCAAGUAUAAGUGUAAUAUGAAUGAGCCACAACAACAACCAGAUAAAGUUUUAUUUGUGAACAGAAGUCAUUCUUUGCCAUUUCAAGCCACGAUGUCAAAUUAUGUGCAAACUGAGUUAAAACCAUAUGCAUCUACCCGUGCUUGUAGUUUUAUGGUUAUCCGUAUAACUUGGGCAACAAUUCCUGUGCUAAAAAAAAUUGAAGUAUGGGGAACACCUGCAUCGAAUAACCCUGAUUUCAUUUUUAAAGUGAUACAUAAUAUUUUUCAUCCUAAAUUGAAAGAUCCCCCAAGUGAAGUAAAAACAGAAAACCAUGAAUCUAAAAAAGUUGAAAUAAUAACUUCAGAGCCUGUUAAUACUGUUAUUCCUGAAGACUUCAUUGAUCCAAUUACGUUUUCUCUCAUGACUGUGCCAUUACUAUUACCAUCAGGAAAUAUUGUUGAUAGAGACACACUAGAAAAAUAUGUUGCAGAAGAAGAAAAGUUUGGACGUCUUCCUUCUGAUCCCUUUACUGGAAUUGUUUUUCAUGGUUCACGGAAAGCAAUACCGAAUACUAGUUUGAAGGUCAGAAUCGAUGAGUUUCUUUUGAAACAUGGUCAUUUAAUUAAACAAAGCAGUCAAACAUCUGGUUCAAAGGAAAGUUCGAAAAGAAAGACUGUUGAUUCUUUAAGGGACAAUAUCACAUUUACCAAUACUAGUAACACUUUGAAGAAAAGGAAAAUUUUUAGCAAUACCAAUGACUAUCAUGUUCACGCCACAAGUUCAUCUAGCAUAAUUGAUACAUCGAACACAACAACUGAGAAAAAUCACGAAACCGACCUGAAGGAUAGUUUAAAUUUAUCCUUGUUUCAAACUUUAUCAAAAAUUCCAAUUUGCCAAAAAGUUAAAAAAAUGGAGAUAACAUGUUGCAAAUGUAAAACCAAUGAGACAAGCAAACUGUUUACUUUUCCAUGCCUUCACUUGUGCUGUCGAGAAUGUUUGAAUUUAUUAUUAGACUCUCAGAAAGGAUGUUAUAAAUGUGGAAAGACUUUCAGUAGAUUGAAUGUUUUAAAGUUUAAUGGAUAAAUAUGAUGCUAUUUGUUUUGUUA
Hydractinia symbiolongicarpus is the source of this 1692-nucleotide messenger RNA. RefSeq names its product RING finger protein 37-like. The transcript has a single exon. Gene Ontology annotation, cellular component: nucleus. Gene Ontology annotation, biological process: protein polyubiquitination. Gene Ontology annotation, molecular function: ubiquitin-ubiquitin ligase activity; ubiquitin protein ligase binding. The record is from RefSeq and is a predicted model, not a curated record. Lineage: Eukaryota; Metazoa; Cnidaria; Hydrozoa; Anthoathecata; Hydractiniidae. The coding region runs from base 134 to 1669 and encodes 511 amino acids.